Molecule: messenger RNA, 1400 nt
Organism: Anolis sagrei ordinatus
Lineage: Eukaryota; Metazoa; Chordata; Lepidosauria; Squamata; Anolidae
Product: store-operated calcium entry regulator STIMATE-like
Cellular component (GO): membrane
Source: RefSeq, a predicted model, not a curated record
UAGAAGGCCCUUCCCCAGCUGAAGAGGCGCAAUUGUCGGCUUCUCCCUGGUUAAGUCUGUCUCAAUGGAAGCCUUUCCAGGCAACUCCAGCCCUUCCGAAGCCCGGCACCGGCCCAAAGGAUGCUACGACGGGGAGCUGCUCGACCUUUUCGGGGUCCUGAUCCAAGCACUGCUGGCUGUGGUCGCCUUCAGCACCCUCAUGCUGAAACGGUUUAAGGAACCUAAAGAAGAGAGACGGCCCUGGAGAAUAUGGUUUUAUGAUACCUCAAAGCAAGCCAUAGGAGCUGCGUUCAUCCACUUUGCCAACGUCUUCCUGUCUGACCUUGCGGAAGAAGAUCCAUGCUCUCUCUACCUGAUUAAUUUCCUCUUGGAUGCCACUUUGGGAAUGCUGGUAAUCUGGAUUGGUGUGAAGGUGGUGUCCUGGAUUGUGGAGAUGCGGAACUACUCGCUUCUUGUCUUUGGAGAGUAUGGUGAUCCUCCAAAGGCAGCUGCUUGGAUCGGCCAAUGUGGCCUUUAUCUGCUCAUAAUGGUCUUUGAGAAAGUGACAAUUGGCCUUGUCCUCUCCAUGCCUGGCUGGACAAAGCUUCAGGAAAUCCUUUUGGACUUCAUCCCCGACCCUCAGCUGGAGCUGGUAUUGGUGAUGCUUGUGGUGCCUUUUGUUGUCAAUGCCAUUAUGUUCUGGGUGGUGGACAGCUUGAUCAUGAAGAAAUACAAGCAGGUGGAGACCAUUGAUAUCAGUGAAGUGAAGACAGUCUUGAAAGAAAGGAUGAAGGAUGAAGAGUACCAGAUACUACUUCCACCAACCUUGGAUUUUGACCAGUCUGGAAGCAACUUGGAUGUGUCAGGCUCUCCCUUGCAAGGGAAGAGUCCCCAGAUGAGGCAGGAGGGCCAUUCGGUGGCAGUUUAAUGAGGAUUUACGUCCAGAGCCAAAAGGAGAAGAAGAGUGCCAAAUGGAAAUGGUGUAGGAUGUUGAGGAACCAACACCCUGAAUUGAUCGCUAGGUGGCACCAAGCUACCAAAAUGUUUCUGCCGGAGUAUAUGUCCUUUGUAUGCAUUCUUGGGGUUUAAGCCUAUGGGUUUUGAUGGACGGAUUACAUUGCAAGGUUAUAUUUUGUUCCGCUGAGCUCAUUCACACAGGUUUUGAAAUCAUGUUGAGUGAUAAUAUUCUGCCUGGUCAGCCAAUUGUGGCUUUCUCUCUGUCUUUGGAUUCCAGCAUGAUUAAAAACCUUGCAUCUUAAUAUGAAUUGAGACAGUCGAACUUGUCCAAAAUGUAUAGAAAAGCACAGAUUGCUGAUAAACAAGGUUCCAAACAUGUAUUUAAAACAGCCGUAGGAGCUGAUCUGAUGUCUCGCUUUUCUACUCCUUUUUAUAAGUGGAAUAAAUAUUUGAUAUUUAAUGCA